Sabethes cyaneus is the source of this 867-nucleotide messenger RNA. RefSeq names its product optomotor-blind protein-like. Gene Ontology annotation, cellular component: nucleus. Bases 1 to 867 code for a protein of 288 amino acids. The record is from RefSeq and is a predicted model, not a curated record. Gene Ontology annotation, biological process: regulation of transcription by RNA polymerase II; positive regulation of DNA-templated transcription; cell fate specification. Gene Ontology annotation, molecular function: RNA polymerase II cis-regulatory region sequence-specific DNA binding; DNA-binding transcription factor activity, RNA polymerase II-specific. The transcript is spliced from 3 exons. NCBI's taxonomy places the organism in Eukaryota, Metazoa, Arthropoda, Insecta, Diptera, Culicidae.
AUGGCCUACCAUCCAUUCCUGCAGCUACCGAGACCCACUGACUUCAGCGUAUCGUCGCUGUUGACUGCGGGCUCUCCGCCUCAAGGACAGAACUCGCCAAGCGCCGGAGGUGCCGGAGUGGCAGCAGCUGCUGCCGCGAGUGCUGCCGCUGCCACCGCCGCCAACGUUCCGUACUUUCCGGCCGCCGCAUUAGCGGCCCUUUCAGGUGCCCCCGGUGGGCCACCGCCACAUUUGUACCCGGGGGCACUAUUGCCAAAGUUACCACCACAUCAUCCGCAUCCGCACCAUCCGCUCGGAACGGCGUACACGACCGCCGAGGACGUCGUAAUGGCUGCCGUCGCUGCCCACCAGCACCAUUCGGCGAUGAGACCGCUGCGAGCGCUACAACCAGAAGACGACGGCGUAGUCGACGACCCCAAGGUGACACUUGAGGGCAAAGAACUGUGGGAGAAGUUCCACAAGCUCGGGACGGAAAUGGUCAUCACGAAAAGUGGCAGACAAAUGUUCCCGCAGAUGAAAUUUCGCGUGUCGGGGUUAGAUGCAAAAGCUAAGUACAUUUUGUUACUGGAUAUCGUGGCAGCGGAUGACUAUCGGUACAAGUUUCACAACAGCCGAUGGAUGGUGGCCGGCAAGGCGGAUCCGGAGAUGCCGAAACGAAUGUAUAUCCAUCCGGAUUCACCAUCAACCGGCGAGCAGUGGAUGCAGAAGGUUGUGUCGUUUCACAAGCUGAAACUGACCAACAACAUUAGUGAUAAGCAUGGAUUUGUAAGUACUGACUAUUUAUAUUCCCACAUUAUAGUAAAAAUGAUUUCUUGCAUUCCUGAAGAAUUACAUCGUUCACAAAUAUUUACAUCUGCUAGCGAUUAG